This is a messenger RNA of Paramuricea clavata, 2138 nucleotides long. NCBI's taxonomy places the organism in Eukaryota, Metazoa, Cnidaria, Anthozoa, Malacalcyonacea, Plexauridae. The record is from the annotation of a GenBank genome assembly.
AUGCGAGAAAGGCAAGAUGAGGCAGAAGCCGAAAAGAUUCAAGUAAGCGCAAAGACCAAGAUGGCAGAUAAAGAAGACGGCUCUGACAAGGAAAAUAUUCCUCCGUUAAAGAGACAGAAAGUCGAGAACAAGAAAAAGACCACAACUUGUGCCGGCACAACUGCGCAGAAGAAAAAGGAGAAAACGAAAAAAGAUUCCAAAGGCAAGGCGAAAAAGGUAAUUUAUUAGUUAACGUUACUCGUUUAUACGAAUAUAAAAUCAAAAACAGGAAAAUAAAUUUGUUUACUUUGUUUGAAAAUUUAUUUUUCAGAAUGAAAUAGCGUGCCGCAAUUUAAUAUACUAAAUAUAUAUAUCAAAACAAAAGAAAAUUAUUCAAAAAUGAAUUAAAUGCAGUGUGACCAGAUUUUGCAAGGCAAUUACUAAAUAAGCAUGCAAAAAAUUACCAAAACGUAGAAAAAAUUAUUAAAUUUCUGCUGUCAACCAAAGUGGUCUGAAAAUCAAUAAAACACCUCAGCAAAACAAAAUCAAUAAAACGCUUUCCAUCACUGAAACUAUGUUUUUUCCAUGUUUUUCUUUCUCACUUGUACUUUUUGGUUGCAAUUGUGCAAAAUGCAAAUAUGACGCCACAAUGAUUGGGCCCGGCCCCGAGCCCGCAAUCAGGAGUGGUGAUCAGCAGGAUUCCCUCGAUUCAAGUGAUUCAGCAGGACAGCUUGGGCCAGCAGCUGGCAAUUUGGAUAUACAGCUUUUGCACGCAUGGACCUGCAACUGUUCUCAUCGAAUUUUUGAAUAACAGGUUGUGUCAUCAUGGUGUGUUUGGUUGAAUUUCAUGGGAUAACCAAAAUAUUACUAACUUCAAGCGAAAUUACUAAAAAAAUUACCAAAAAUUUUCAAUUAUCAAAAAAGUCAGAAAAAUCGCGAAAUAUUACCAAAAGUAAUUAAAAUUACCAAAUCUAGUCACACUGAUUCAAUGUGGCCAACGGUUUGGUCAGCGGAUCUUCAUUUUCGACAGUAAUUCAUGAGGUGUAAGAAGUAUAUGAUGGGUGCUGAAGCGAAGGCUCUUCGUCUUGAGUUAGUAACUGGGCCUUCGCUUAAAACGUUUGAAAUUCUCCUUAUAUUCUUCACCAAUGCAAUCAUCGUAUAUCUUACAUGAAUUACUGUUCUCCAUUAAUAUCAUUUUUGUUGCUGUAAUUAUUUUGUAGAUAAUAACUAUUGAAGCAGAGAAUUGCCCUGCUGACCAUGAUGAACAAACCUCCAAUGAAAAACCAGAAGAAAGAAAACCUGGUACAUUAGACUUCCUUUCCAGUGAAGACCAGACCCGAGUACAACGUCUACUAUAUCUUUGUGAGAGAGAACCGACUGAUGUUUCGACACAGACUGCAAUACAUAACACUGAAGGGCCAAAAGAUGUUGCCACAGUUGCCACACAGACAACAUCUUAUUCAGCAAUUACUGCAGAAAUUAGUCCAGCUGUUUCGUGCAACUGCCAGAAAAAAGUUUUGGAAAAUCAAGACGUCAUCAAAAGAAUGCUCGACACAAUAUUGCUCCGUAAAAAAGAAACAUUAAACAGUCCAGUAACGUCUGAAUGGGAAGAUGUUACUGACAUCAGUAACUUCAACUGCACAUUCGCUGUUGGUUUAGAUGCUGACAACAAUUCUGAGGGGAUUGUGGAUGAAGAAAUGUGUGAAUCCAUGUAUCAGCACAACGAAAGUCCCAUCAAAAUACCAAGCCCCACCUCAUCACCAUGCCCCACCACAUCACCUUGCCCCACCAUAUCACCAUGCCCCACAACAGUACCUUGUCCCACCUCAGCAGCAUGCCCUACCACAGCAGCAUGCCCUACCACAACAUUAUAUUGCAGUUCUGCACAAGUGCAAUUAUAUGAUGAUGUGUUUCGAAAAAGUUCUUCAAUGGCCAACUACGCAAAGAACCUUGUGUUCGAACUUUUCAAACGGGACGAGUUGAUAGGGAAAAACUGUGCCGGUGUAAAGGGUAAGCAAGGAAUUGGUUCUGAUCCCCGGAUGGACAUUGUUCGAGAAAACACCUUCAAAAAAUAUAGAGUUACAGACAGAAAGGUGGCAUGGGGUGUGUGCCGCAAGGCUAUUGACACAGCAUUGCGAAAAAUGAAGUAUUCAUUGUAA